ACGUAUCGUAGACUGUGAAGUGCAACAGAGUGGAACGGGAAAAAGAAGAGGAGGAGAGUGAAGAAAAAAGAAAAAGAAAUUUCGUUCAUUCGACUUCAAUUCGUACUUGUUGAAACCAAAGUCGUAACGCCAAUUUUGAUUUUGGGCAGUAAUUUCUCACUACCGACUUUGGGAUUCUCUCAUUUUUCUCUUACAACCCUUCAAUAGGCUGGAGACAGAAGAGAAAGAGAUAAUACAUGGAGGACGUCACAGGAAAAAGUUUGGUGGAAUGCCAGAAGGUUAUGGAUGGGAAGGUGACUAAUGGGAAUGGUAAAGAGGUCAUUCCUUCUUGUUGCUUGAAGGCUAAGACUUCAGACCCUAAGCUUGAGGCUCAAUGCCAUUCAACUGUUGUUUCUGGCUGGUUUUCAGAAUUUCAGUCUGGCUCUGAUAAAGCAUGCAAGAAACUUUAUUUCAACAACCCAAUGUGGCCAGGAGAAGCACAUGCUCUGGAAGUAGAGAAUAUACUAUUUAAAGGAAAGUCGGAGUACCAGGAAGUUAUGGUUUUUGAGUCUGCAUCAUACGGGAAAGUCCUUGUACUUGAUGGCAUUGUUCAACUGACAGAGAAAGAUGAAUGUGCGUACCAAGAAAUGAUAGCGCAUCUUCCUCUUUGUUCAAUCCCAUCUCCAAAAUCCGUUUUGGUUGUUGGCGGAGGUGAUGGGGGAGUUCUCAGGGAAAUUUCCCGCCAUGACUCAGUGGAGCAUAUUGACAUUUGUGAGAUAGAUCAGAUGGUCAUUGAUGUAUCAAAAAAGUUUUUUCCCCAACUGGCUGUUGGAUUUGAGGACCCCCGUGUCCACCUUCAUGUUGGCGAUGCUGUUGAGUUCCUUCGGAAUGCAAAGCAAGGGAAGUAUGAUGCCAUCAUUGUUGAUUCAUCUGAUCCUGUUGGUCCUGCACAAGAGCUGGUGGAGAUGCCAUUUUUUCGAAUGACAGCCCAAGCAUUACGACCCGGUGGCGUUCUCUGUAACAUGGCAGAAAGCAUGUGGCUGCAUACACAUCUUAUUCAGGAUAUGAUAUCGAUUUGUUGCCAAACAUUCAAGGAUGUCCACUAUGCAUGGACCAGCGUUCCAACAUAUCCAAGUGGUGUCAUUGGGUUUCUGCUCUGUUCAACUGAAGGGCCAAAAGUUGAUUUCCGGAAUCCUGUGAAUCCCAUUGAGAAGUUAGGACAUCUCAAGUCCAAAAGAGAACUCAAAUUCUACAAUUCUGAGAUGCACUCGGCUGCUUUUGCACUGCCAUCGUUUCUCAAAAGGGAGGUGAAGGCGCUUAGCGACGCUCCAGCUUCGGGUAAAAAUGGAUGCAUUUCAUCCUAAGAAGCCAUUGUUUGAAACGGUUAUUCCACAAGUUGGAGACGGACAAUUUUCAGUGUAUACAUAGAAGUAUUGGAGUGGUUGAGACGUCUCUAGUGUGUGUACCGAGGAGACGUUAAUGGCUACUAUUUAAUAAUUCAGGGUUAUUAGUUGGAAAAUGGUUGGGCCUUUUUGUUGCUUUUUUUCAUGGGUGAUUGUUAAGCCAAUUUAUAAAUAAAGGAAGAUGUAUGAAAUCUGUUCCAAAUUAAUAAAAAAAAAUGGGAGAUUUAUAUAA
Cucumis melo (muskmelon) is the source of this 1614-nucleotide messenger RNA. Its product is annotated as spermine synthase-like. Bases 237 to 1343 code for a protein of 368 amino acids. The transcript has 11 exons. The record is from RefSeq and is a predicted model, not a curated record. Gene Ontology annotation, cellular component: cytosol. Gene Ontology annotation, molecular function: spermidine synthase activity. Lineage: Eukaryota; Viridiplantae; Streptophyta; Magnoliopsida; Cucurbitales; Cucurbitaceae. Gene Ontology annotation, biological process: spermidine biosynthetic process.